Chroicocephalus ridibundus (black-headed gull) is the source of this 3666-nucleotide messenger RNA. It is a transcript of the gene SLC24A1, whose product is annotated as solute carrier family 24 member 1. Gene Ontology annotation, biological process: intracellular calcium ion homeostasis; calcium ion transmembrane transport. Gene Ontology annotation, cellular component: plasma membrane. Gene Ontology annotation, molecular function: calcium channel activity; calcium, potassium:sodium antiporter activity. The transcript has 12 exons. The record is from RefSeq and is a predicted model, not a curated record. Lineage: Eukaryota; Metazoa; Chordata; Aves; Charadriiformes; Laridae. Bases 578 to 2575 code for a protein of 665 amino acids.
GGUGAGCCUCCUUCUCCCAGCUCCGCGCGCAGGGGUGCAAGGAUGGGGCGUUCAAUAAAGGACAUUGCAAAGCUGGGAUGUACCCCUGCAAAGCUGUCCAUUCAGAGAGCAGUUUGCUUUAAAAUUACCAAAUUAUCAUCAUUUCUACUUCCCCGAAUUCCGCUAGCAGAGGCAUCACGAAAAUGGGAUCAUUUUCAUCUGCUUCUCUCUGCAACAGCAUCUCCCACCUGGCUGUUCAGUGUCAAAGAAGCCUCCAGCAGUACGCUCAACCGUCGGUACUCUUCUUCCUCUUGGGCAGCAUCUUUGGAAGGUACUCCCAUGACCCUCUAUUACUGUUGCCUUAGUGAUCCUCCCAACUAUAUAAAAGAAGAUAAUAAAGCCUGUCUUGCAAGAAAUUUAGGCUGAUUACUUCACUGGGUGUUAUGCAAGAGGGAUUCUACACUUUAUGUCAUGCAGUUUCACUCCUGAUGCUUAAGAUCAGCUGGAAACUCCAAUGGUGGAUAUAAGUGCAAACUACUGAUCAAGAGAAGUCUUCACUGGCUUCUGGACACCGCCCUGGUUUUUGAACCUUUAGGAAAUGCAUUUACCACGGAGGAGGCGGCUACAACGGAACCGAAUCUUUUUCUUGCUUGCUAUAGUGUUGGUCCUUUCUAUCUAUCAGCUCCAGUUCAGCCCCUCUGCCCUUCCAGCUCCACACGCAGCACCCCAACCCACGGACCCUGUGAAAGUCACCUCCAGGGACCUCUCCAGCAACAAGACUGCCGUAACACGCAAUGUCACAGCAGCACCCAAAAUAAGGCACUGUGUAUAUGUGGAUCCCGAGCCAACUGUGCCCAUCACUACAUCAGUGGGUACGACACCACAGCGAGAAAAUGUCAGUGAAAGCUACCCAGAUGAAAAGCCACCACACGAGUCCAAAGGAGAAUAUCCCCAGGACCUAUUCAGUGUGGAAGAACGCAGGCAAGGGUGGGUUGUACUUCACAUCUUUGGCAUGAUGUAUGUAUUUGUGGCCUUGGCCAUAGUGUGUGAUGAGUAUUUUGUCCCUGCUUUGGGAGUGAUCACAGAAAAGUUGCAGAUCUCUGAAGAUGUGGCUGGAGCCACCUUCAUGGCAGCAGGUGGAUCAGCACCAGAACUCUUCACCUCCCUCAUAGGUGUCUUCAUCUCACACAGCAAUGUGGGCAUCGGUACCAUUGUGGGCUCAGCAGUGUUUAAUAUCCUCUUUGUCAUUGGCACCUGUGCCCUCUUCUCGAGGGAGAUACUCCACCUGACAUGGUGGCCCUUAUUUAGAGACAUCUCAUUCUACAUUGUAGACUUACUGAUGCUCAUCCUGUUUUUCCUAGACAGUGUCAUUGAUUGGUGGGAAAGCCUCCUUUUACUGACUGCCUAUGCCAUAUAUGUGUUCACUAUGAAACAGAACGUGUACCUAGAACAAUGGGUGAAGGAGGAGCUGAACAAGAAGCUAAAUGCUGUGCAGGCAGCAUCAGCAGAGCAUAUACGGAAGAAAAGCAGUGCAGCAGUUGCGGAUGAUGGAACAAAGAAGCCAGCAGAUGGGAGGAGACUGCAGCCUGGAUCAGCCUUACAGCGAGGCAGCAGUUCAGCCUCCCUGCACAACUCUCAGAUGCGCAGCACCAUCUUCCAACUCAUGAUCCACACCCUGGACCCCCUGGCAGAAGCAAGAUUUAAAGACAGGGUCGACAUCCUGAGCAAGAUAGCCAAGGCCAAAGUAGACGCUCUGGCUGGACAAGGAUCAAAACCAGAAGCAGAAGAGGAAAAGAAGGCACCGAGCAGCGUCCAGGUAACUCCUGCCAGUGACUCUGAACCCAGCAAAGAGAAACAGAACGCAAACGCACCACAAGAUGGACAGCCCUCAUCAGACAGCAACACCUCAGAAGACAGCAGCUCUGGGAGUGAGGAAGACAGUGAUGAUGACAGCACAGAUGAUGAUGAUGAAAAUGAUGAGCCAUUAUCUCUUGAAUGGCCAGAAACUCGGAAGAAACAAGCAAUUUACCUUUUCCUCUUUCCCAUUGUCUUCCCUCUCUGGAGCACUAUGCCUGACGUUAGAAACCCAGACUCCAAAAAAUUCUUUGUCAUCACGUUUUUUGGAUCCAUCAUCUGGAUUGCUGUAUUCUCUUACCUCAUGGUGUGGUGGGCUCACCAGGUUGGUGAAACAAUUGGGAUAUCAGAGGAAAUUAUGGGGUUAACCAUACUGGCAGCAGGAACAUCAAUCCCUGACCUUAUCACCAGCGUCAUUGUCGCACGGAAAGGCUUAGGUGACAUGGCUGUCUCCAGUUCCGUAGGCAGCAAUAUCUUCGAUAUCACUGUUGGUUUGCCGGUUCCUUGGUUCCUUUAUUCUGUCUUCAAUGGACUCAGUCCAGUUGCAGUCAGUAGCAACGGUUUGUUUUGUGCAAUUGUCCUCCUUUUUCUCAUGCUCCUAUUUGUGAUCAUCUCAAUCGCUGCAUGUAAAUGGAAAAUGAACAAACUACUGGGGCUCACUAUGUUCGCUCUUUACUUUGUGUUUUUGAUCAUCAGUGUGAUGUUGGAAGACAAGAUAAUAUCCUGCCCCGUAUCUGUAUGACAUUUGGACGCAUGCAGAUGUAUGGACGCAUACAUCAAAAUGAGAAGGGGUUUAAGGUAGCAAUUGUUCUACUGCAAAAAAGCAACCAGAAUUACAACAAACUUACGGGGAAUAAAGUAUCUUUAACAUACUAAAAAUAAUAAAUCUCAAGUGGUGUGGCAGCCUCUACUAUUUUUCUUUAGGAUCAGAAAAGAUCAGAUAACGAGGUGACUGAUAUCAAACAGCAUACGUGUUCAGGCAUUCAUGGAAAGGCUGAUACGAUACAGAUGUGUGAAGUUUUGAGGGUGGCUGAUCCCCUCAUGUUAACGAAGCCAAUUGCCAGCACAGAAUGUUUACUCAUUAUAGAAAUGUUUUCAGGAGGACACUCUAAAUUACCUAGUGAACUCCUCAAACUCACUGAAAUCAAUGACCUUUACUUCAGUGGGAACAGGACUGGACUCCGGGGCCUGCCUUUACAGACGUACUCUGCUUAAAAUCAUGUGAACACACGUUCUGCAGCUCAGAAGUGAACUCCCUCAAACGGUGUACAAGCACUGAGCGCAGCGCUUCCCGAUGCUUGUGCUGCAGCUGGUUUGCCAGGGCUUCCCCGCGCAGAGGUAGUUUUCGUCCUUUCAGCAAACGCCACAAUAAAGCAGCCACAACUGGUACUCGACACAUACCUCCAGGAAAGUGGACACAGAACACACUGAUGCACUUCAGAGGCGAUGCUUUUGGCUGGCCCUCUUAAGACUGGGGGAAAUGUAGUACCAAGAUUUUCAAGGAAAAAGCAAAGCAGGAAGAAUUAUUUCUCUCUGCAGAAGAACACGGGAUUUGAGAGUUGCAGAGCUAUCCUGAAAGCUAUCCAUAUGGCUCCCUUUCACUCUGUAUCUGAUCUUGCAACACAGUCUGGGGUUAGAACAUCGUAUUACCACAAAUAAAAACUAAAACCAGGAAUCAGAAAUACUACAACAAGAAGUUGAACUGCUUAAGUUUUGUCUUCAUCCUGACACUAAUCUCUGAAAUUUACAGAUGACUGUAUCCAGCACUAAUUCUUGUUAGUGCUGUCUUUACAUAACCACUAUGAAAAAACGCCACUGACAUCAGCUAUCAAC